AUGAAGGUCCUCUGCGUUGCCGAGAAACCAUCCAUUUCGAAAGCCGUUGCCGGCCAUUUGGCAGGACGAAGCCCUGAAGUCCACAACACUCGUUCUCAAUACAUCAAAAACUAUGGCUUCGACUUUGACUUUGGCGCCCCGUGGGGUUCGUGUGGUGUUACCAUGACGGCCGUUCUGGGCCAUCUUACGGGACUCGAGUUCACACCAGAGAACAAGAACUGGUCGCACCCGCCGCCAGAGAGCUUGUUCAGUGCACCAGUAGUAACAGUAGUGCCUCAGGACAAGAAAACCGUUGCGGAGAACAUUGAGCGGCAAGCUCGGUACUGCCAGCUUCUUGUCAUCUGGACUGAUUGUGAUCGAGAGGGAGAGCACAUUGGAAAAGAAAUCGUCAAUGCUGCCAAGAAAGGCAACAGCCGAAUCACCGUCAAGCGUGCCACUUUCAGCAACAUCGAACGAGCCCACAUUCUCACUGCUGCCCGACGCCUCACAGACCUUGAUCAGAAACAAGUCGACGCCGUAGAUGCGAGAAUAGAGCUGGAUCUUAGGAUUGGGUAUGCUUUUACGCGUUUCCUGACCAUUAGCCUUCGCCCCCUGGGAGGUGCGCUGCAGGAACGAACAAUCAGUUAUGGUAAGCUUGCACGAUUCGUCGUAGAUCGGUACUUCCGGGUCCAAAACUUUGUCCCCGAGCCGUUCUGGAGCAUCAAAGUCAUGCACUCUCGUGAGGGCAAGAAAGUCAACUUCAGCUGGUCGCGAAACCGUCUCUUUGAUCGGAUGUCUGUUGUCAUUCUCUACGAACGAUGCCUCAACGCGAAGAAAGCCAGGGUUACAAAGGUCCAGGAGAAGCCAACGAGGAAAUGGAAGCCUCUGCCGUUGACCACUGUCGAGCUGCAAAAGGCAGCAACUCGUCUUCUCCGGAUGAGCGGUCAACAGGCCAUGACAGUCGCCGAGGGUCUCUACAACAAAGGGUUUAUCAGCUAUCCUAGAACUGAAACAGAUCGUUUCGACAAAGGCAUGGACCUCAAGGCACUAUGCAGGAAGCAGACGCCUGAUUCUCGAUGGGGCCAAUACGCGCAGAGUCUUUUGGAUGGGAGCUUCAGUCAGCCACGGGAGGGAAAACAUGAUGAUAAGGCCCAUCCACCCAUUCAUCCAGUCACGUACGCGGCGCCUACGGUACUGAGUGCAGAUGAGAAGCAGCUUUACGAAUAUGUCGUACGGCGGUUCCUUGCUUGUUGCUCCGAAGAUGCCAAAGGCCUGGCAACCGACGUGGAGAUACUCUAUGGUGAAGAGACCUUCCAUACCCGUGGAUUAGUCGUCCUAGAGCGCAACUACCUUGACGUCUUUGUCUACGAGAAGUGGAACGACUCUGCAGAAUUACCGAAAUUCACGCCAGACGAAACAUUCCAGCCAACAGAAGCCUUGAUGACGGAUGGCAAGACAAGCCCGCCAAACUACCUCACAGAAGCAGACCUCAUUGCGCUCAUGGAUGCCAACGGAAUCGGAACAGAUGCUACGAUGGCGGAGCACAUUCAGAAGAUCCAAGACAGAGAAUACGUCCAGCUAGCUGACGGGGGUCAACGUGGCCAGGAUGGUGACGACGAUGAUGACGACCGGGAUAGACCUCCUUCGCCGCCAGCUAGAGGCGGCCGAGGGGGCCGCGGCAAUCGCGGUGGUCGCGGGGGCAGAGGGGGUCGCGGCGCGUCGUCGGCAGGACGGAGAGGGCUCAAGGUCUUCAUCCCGACCCAGCUCGGUGUGGCACUCAUCACGGGAUUCGAUCGCAUGGAAUUCGAAACUAGUCUGGGCAAGCCAUUCUUGCGGAAAGAGAUGGAGAACAAGAUGAAGGCAAUCUGCGACGGGCGCAUGACCAAGGAGGCAGUCCUGCGGGAAAGUCUAGGCCAGUACCGACAAGUAUUCCGGGACUCGCAAGAACGGCUCAACGUUCUCAAGGCAGUAAGUCGGAGUUCCAUCACUAACACGCUUACACGCGCUGACUUUAUUAGGCGUGUCGCGAAUACAUGUCGAUUCGCGAGUGAGCCCGGCAAUUCGAUGUUCGUGAUGGCAAAUAAGGGCUCAGCCCUUUCGUAG
Colletotrichum lupini is the source of this 2082-nucleotide messenger RNA. Its product is annotated as DNA topoisomerase. The transcript is spliced from 5 exons. Gene Ontology annotation, cellular component: nucleus. Bases 1 to 2082 code for a protein of 693 amino acids. Gene Ontology annotation, molecular function: DNA topoisomerase type I (single strand cut, ATP-independent) activity; DNA binding. NCBI's taxonomy places the organism in Eukaryota, Fungi, Ascomycota, Sordariomycetes, Glomerellales, Glomerellaceae. Gene Ontology annotation, biological process: DNA topological change. The record is from RefSeq and is a predicted model, not a curated record.